This is a messenger RNA of Umbelopsis ramanniana AG, 598 nucleotides long. RefSeq lists its product as uncharacterized. Bases 402 to 581 code for a protein of 59 amino acids. The transcript has a single exon. The record is from RefSeq and is a predicted model, not a curated record. Lineage: Eukaryota; Fungi; Mucoromycota; Umbelopsidomycetes; Umbelopsidales; Umbelopsidaceae.
GCCCACGCUGGUAAUAUACCAAUUCCUUCUUCUUCUUCUUCGAUUCCUGCUCCAUAUACCAAUCUCCCGAUUUCCAAUUACUACAAGCCUGUCGAGCAACCUAUAAACGCACCAACAAGUACCGACUAUAUACCAGCUCGUGCUAACAGAGGACAUUUUCAGUCCGUUCAACCUUUAGAGUAUCGCGCCGUUCCCAAGGGUGUCACUCAGGACUACUUGUGGGAAGCACAUAAAUGAAAGUAAAGUUUAUAGUUCUCCUCCCCUCUCGGUGAUGUAUUACAGCUCAUCACUUUUGAUUCUAAUGUAAAUCAACUCAUUAUUUCUGCCUUGUCUAACCUACAUAUUUCUGUUCGUAUUUGAAAAGUAUCGCUUUGUGUACAUCUUGCUAGGAGUCCACCAUUAUGUUAUGUUCCAUUUCUUUUACAUUCAUAUCAUUUAAUGAUAAAAAAUUUUGUUGUUUUCCUUUUUAUUCUUUUUUGUUAUUUUUUCUUUUGUUUUUUGGGUUCUACCAAAUCGUAAAGUGUAUCCAACCAUCAAUCGGGAUUGUGCGCCCCUGGAUGGCAAAUUGCCAACAAAUGUGAGGGGUAUCAUUUAUAAG